Molecule: messenger RNA, 1670 nt
Organism: Procambarus clarkii (red swamp crayfish)
Lineage: Eukaryota; Metazoa; Arthropoda; Malacostraca; Decapoda; Cambaridae
Source: RefSeq, a predicted model, not a curated record
AGUGUGUAGUGGACUAGAGUACUGAGUGUUACCCCCCUCUUGUGCCCUGCCUCACCCGGACCUGACUCACCACUGAGUAUCCUGACGCCAUGGGGUGGGGCGUGCUGGCGGCUGCCGCCGUGGCAGCGUUGGGCGGUGUAGCAGAGGCCGCGGGCGGGAAAAUGGAAGACACCAUCAAGGACCUGUACGAGGCCCCGCCAGAGGGCCAGAAGGGCAGACUCUUCGUCAAUUUUAACCAAGCGGUCGCCUACAACACCUCCAUCGCCUUCACGAUGCCUCUGUUCACCUACGCUCUGCCCGGAGUGGAGGAAUUCACGGCGGCGGGCUACACAGCCUCGUCCUUCGGCGCGCUGGCCUGGACGGGGCUCUUCUUGAUGACUUCCAUGGGUAUCUCUCUCUACACGACAUCCCAAGACACUUAUAAUAGAGCGUAUAGCGACUCACAAGAUUCCUUUCUUACUAGAGUCAUCUUGGACUCCGUCUCCGGCCUGCCCAACGUGCUCGACACCUCCACCUGCGCCAGUUUGGCCAUCUGCAGCGCCUACGGUGAUGUGGAUAAAUAUGGAUAUUUAUCUUGGGCCGUCAAGUUCUUCGCUCCGUUCCCGCCCGACGACGUCCCUGAAGAGCAACUGACGGAGUUGGAGAAGGCGGCGAGGUACGGAGAAUGGGGCCAAGACUGCCAGUACGAGUUCCCUUGCUUCGUGCAGCCCCUCGACCUCCUCCUCUACAUGUACGACUACUGGCACGACGACCUCUAGGCGGCAGUCACCAGAACGAGGCACCUGGGGGCGCCGCGCCCCCUACCUGCGAAGAGAGACCGGAGCGACUCGAUCUGAACCCCCCCCCCCCGGGAAGCCUUCUUGAUGAGUGGGAAAUCCUGUUUCAAGUCAUCAAGAAGUUUUCAUAUUGAGUAGGAAAAUGAUUUUGAAGCUCUUAGAAAGUCUUUUUAAUGGGUGAAAGACUCAAUUAGAAGCACCUCAGAAAGUCUUUUUAAUGGGUGAAAGACUCAAUUUGAAGCCCUCAGAAAGUCUUUUUAAUGGGUGAAAGACUCAAUUUGAAGCCCCUCAGAAAGUCUUUUUAAUGGGUGAAAGACUCAAUUUGAAGCCCCUCAGAAAGUCUUUUUAAUGGGUGAAAGACUCAAUUUGAAGCCCUCAGAAAGUCUUUUUAAUGGGUGAAAGACUCAAUUUGAAACCCCUCAGGAAGGCUUCGUGGUAGGAAGCCUGUCUCCAGCUACUUCUCUGGGCAUUAUUAUAUUGUGUACAUAUAUGGCAACUGUUCUCAGGAAAUGAUUGCAUCCACUUCUGAAGCUACAAGACGCUUCCAACACGACUAGCAACCAAGUCACGUGUUUUUGCUCCAUUGAAUACCAGGUUUACUGCAAUAGUGGUUAGCUUAGAGGCAGUUUGAUGUGGCGUUGAUGAGGCGUUGAUGAGGCUAUGGUUGAUGAGUCUAUGGUUGAUGAGGUUAUGGUUGAUGAGGUUAUGGUUGAUGAGUCUAUGGUUGAUGAGGUUAUGGUUGAUGAGUCUAUGGUUGAUGAGUCUAUGGUUGAUGAGUCUAUGGUUGAUGAGUCUAUGGUUGAUGAGGUUAUGGUUGAUGAGGUGUUGAUGAGGCUAUGGUUGAUGAGGCUAUGGUUGAUGAGUCUAUGGUUGAUGAGUCUAUGGUUGAUGAGG